Messenger RNA from Sardina pilchardus (European sardine), 3308 nucleotides. RefSeq names its product neurolysin (metallopeptidase M3 family) (gene nln). Gene Ontology annotation, cellular component: mitochondrial intermembrane space. Lineage: Eukaryota; Metazoa; Chordata; Actinopteri; Clupeiformes; Clupeidae. Gene Ontology annotation, molecular function: metalloendopeptidase activity. The record is from RefSeq and is a predicted model, not a curated record. Bases 469 to 2520 code for a protein of 683 amino acids. Gene Ontology annotation, biological process: proteolysis; peptide metabolic process. The transcript has 13 exons.
AAUUAUGACUCUUUGGCAUUUACAGUCAUACCAUACGCGCGCAGUUAAACUAGAGCGCUUCGGGUUUUCCAAAUCCAAUUAGAUUUUAUGCUUUACUUUAUAAAACAAGUAUGGUUAACGUAUCAAAUAGUCUUGUAUUUACUUUCACGAGUAUUCAUGGUGUAGAUAGAGAGUGUUGGUUGUUGACCUCAAGUGUUAUUGAGAAGUCACACUGCCACUCAAGGCUUGGGAGAAAAACGCUUCAUGGUUUCAUCAUUAGCACUGAAACAAUUCGCAGCAUGUGUCAAGCCGGCGGGAUCAUGUUCCUAGAUGUGCGGCGGAAUUUUCUGGGAUUUAUCGCUUGUUUAUUUAAGAAACCGUGAGACAUUCGUGACUUAGAAGCGUGCUUGUGUGGGUCUCCUUAACUUGACAGCGCAGACUCAGAACUAGUCAUUUCACAGGUUCUUGCACGCCAGAUCGUGUGUGGCUAUGACCCUGCAGAAUGGACUGGUGAUUUCAGGCAAAGACCACUCAGACUCUCACGGCAAAAACAGUCUGAGAUGGGAUCUAACCCCUGCACAGAUCCAGGAACACACAAAGAAGUUGAUUCAGAGGGUCCGACAGGUUUAUGAUACUAUUGGAGGUCUGGAUGUUGGUAAAGUUACCAUUGAAAACACUUUGAAGCCCCUGGCUGAUGCAAAGUUAUCUUAUGCCUCGUCCCGACACGUCUUGGAUUUCCCCCAGUUCAUAUCUCCGUGUAAAGAUGUCCGCCUUGCCAGCACUGAGGCAGACAAACAGCUGGCUGACUUUGAUGUGGAGCUGAGCAUGAGGGAGGACAUCUUCCACAGGCUCAUCGCCCUGCAGGAGAAGAAGGUAAUUGGACUCUCAGCUGAGACAGAACGAUUUAUUAAGAGACUGAUUAAACUAGGGAAGAGGAAUGGGCUGCAUUUAUCUAAAGAUAUCCAGGAGGAGAUUAAAUCAAUAUCAAAAAGGAUAAGUGAACUAUCCAUUGACUUCAGUAGUAAUAUUAAUGAAGAGAAUACCUUUCUGUUGUUCACUGAGGAAGAACUAGGUGGUAUGGCUGAAAGCUAUAUGGCUAGUCUUGACAGACUGGAAGAUGGCCGUUUCAAAGUUACGCUUGCGUAUCCCCACUACUACCCAUUAAUGAAGAGGUGUUACGUCCCGGAAACCAGACGUAAAAUGGAGGAGGCUUUCCACAGUCGUUGUAAGGAGGAAAACACUCCUAUUCUGGAGAAGCUGAUUGAGCUCCGAGCCCAAAUGGCCAAGAUGCUGGGCUUUCAGACCCAUGCAGACUACGUAUUGGAGAUGAACAUGGCUAAGACUUCAAGUACAGUAGCCCACUUCCUAGAUGAGUUCCUUGAGAAGUUGAAGCCACUGGGAGUGCAGGAGAGGAAGUUCAUCCUGUCCCUCAAACAGAAAGAGUGCAAGAGGCGGGGACUGGACUUUGAUGGACAGAUCCAUGCCUGGGACAUGCCUUACUAUAUGAACCAGGUGGAACAUGUGAAGUUCUCCGUGGACAAGGACAAGCUGAUAGAGUACUUCCCUGUUGAGGUGGUCAAGGAUGGGCUUCUUGGAAUUUACCAGGACCUGCUAGGCCUCACCUUCUGCCAGGUCAAACAUGCCCAUGUCUGGCACGACAGUGUUAGCCUCUACUCGGUUCUCGACAGUACUACUGGUGAGGAGAUUGGCCAGUUCUACUUGGACCUGCAUCCCAGGGAAGGGAAGUACGGACACGCGGCCUGUUUCGGUCUCCAGCCCGGCUGCCAAGGGCCUGAUGGGAAACGCAUGGUGCCAGUGGCGGCCAUGGUGGCCAACUUCACCAAGCCCAGUGCCUCCUUCCCCUCUCUGCUGCAGCACCACGAAGUGGAGACCUUCUUCCACGAGUUUGGCCACGUAAUGCACGAGCUCUGCUCAAGGACUCAGUAUGCAGAGUUCAGCGGCACUUUGGUGGAAACGGACUUUGUAGAGGUUCCCUCUCAGAUGCUCGAGAACUGGGUGUGGGAGCGUGAGCCACUGCACCGCAUGUCACGUCACUACAAGGAUGGCAGUGCCAUCCCAGACAGCCUGUUGGACAAGCUCAUCGUCUCCAGGGUGGCAAACACGGGCCUGAUGAACCUGAGGCAGGUGGUGCUCAGUAAAGUGGACCAGUCCAUCCAUACUAAACCCAAGGCGGACACCGCCCAAGAGUUUGCUAAGCACUGCCAAGACAUCCUGGGCAUCCCUGCAACACCAGGCACAAACAUGACUGCCAGCUUCAGCCACCUGGCAGGGGGUUAUGACGGUCAGUAUUAUGGCUACCUAUGGAGUGAGGUCUACUCCAUGGAUAUCUACUUCAGUCGAUUUAGAAAGGAGGGCAUCAUGAACCCUAAGAUGGGGAAGGAGUACAGAAAGGUGAUAUUGGAGACGGGUGGCUCAAGAGAUGGGGCAGACAUGUUGAAAACCUUCCUCGGACGUGAACCACAGCAGGAUGCUUUCUUUUACUGCAAAGGACUAACAGAGAAGAAGAAUGGCUUUCUAUGACCUUGUCACCCAUCAUUGUUUUGUAUGAGGGAUUCACAGUUGCACUUUCAUGUGGAAAGGAGCUGUUAAUUGGAAUGAUUUUCAUUUCACACCAUGUUUAUGUGAAGUGAUAUGGGCUCUUCUCCUCAGUAUCUUGUGAAAAUCUUUUAUAUGUCUGAUGGUUAACAAGCAGAUUUUUCCACAUACACAUGCAGACACAGCACACACAUACUGUACACAAACACUGCAAAGGGGGGAAAAAACAAGGCUUAUUAAAAUGCAAAAAUUCAAAUAUAGAGGCAAACCUCCUCAGAGAAAAUAUUGGAUCCAGUCAUCAGUUCAACUAAAGCUGUCCUGAUUGUUAAAAGACUCCGAUCUAUCAAGAAUAUUUCCCAAAUUGUGUCAACGUCUUCUGAUGUACACCUAUCUGACUUUUGACAAGAUCUUCUUUUUGUGUGUUGUGGUUUCUUUCCCACCUAAAUAUAAGAAUCACCAUUCACUUAGAUCAAGCCCCAACACUGUUGUACAUCCACACCCAUCCUUAUCUUUUUUUUAAUUGAUAAACUUAACAUGAAACACUCAUAAGCCUUUACCAUCUUUACCUGGAAUCACUUGCAGAUGUGUGGAACUCAUGCAUACACUAGGGGGAGACAAACUUCACUAAAUGAACUCGCUUGUUGCUGUCUGAAAGUGGAAGGUUCAAAGAAGGUUCUAUUAUCAGGCAGAAUAUCCAGUAAGUGAUAACUGCACGUGCAUUUGUGUUACUUUUAUUUUUGUUACAUAGUUGUUGCAUUAAAUGGAUAACAAAU